UCAUGGAUCCAAAUAAGUAAAUCAAAUACUCACAUUAUCAAAUCACAGAUGCUGUAAAUUUUGGAGGAGUUCUAGACCCAGAAUAAUGCAAAUAAUUAGCUUAAAGAAUCCUUGCUCUUUAUGAUGGAAACUCUGAUGGAAAUAUUGAUUCUUUUGAAGUUGGAUAUAUGUUAAGCGAUUGUUAUAGAGCUAUGAAUAAAGGAUUUAAUCCAACACCUACAGACAUUGCUUCAUAUUCCAGAAUUUUGGAUAGUAUCUAAAUUUAUUAAAAAUAGGAAAGGGAACAGGAAGAGUGACUUUAGAAGACAUUGAAUAAUUGUGUUUGAAAUUCUUUGGUGCCAAAUCUGAUAAACAGCCAUCAUAAUAUUGAAU
Paramecium pentaurelia is the source of this 372-nucleotide messenger RNA. The record is from the annotation of a GenBank genome assembly. Lineage: Eukaryota; Ciliophora; Oligohymenophorea; Peniculida; Parameciidae.